AUGUUCUUAAUGCUAUUCCUCACUGUUCGAGCGGAAUCAUGUAAACUCGAAACGAAUUUAUCGCUUGCCGUAUGCAAAGAUUUGGCAUCGUAUCAUUAUGCCGAUGAUACCGUUCAUUUUUUGCGUACACUACGCCUGGAGAAUUGUUCAACGUCGUCAGACGUUGUGACGUCAACUGCUGUCGAAACACUUGACAUUCAAUGCACAGACAGUAUACCAGUGUUUGCAUUUGAAAAUUUUAUUCACGUGAACAAGAUUAUACUGUCAAGAUGUGAACUAUCGCAAAUAAAGUGGCAGAGUCUUUAUGUGAAUGGCAUAAUUCCGACGGUUGAUCUAAGUGGAUGCUCAUUAGACUGUAGUUGUAUGAAUCGAUGGCUAACCUCUAAGCAGCCUCAGACAGCUUAUUCUGUUCUUGCCGUUCUACCCGACACCUUCCACUGCUCAUUUUUACACUGCAUAUCGGGUACGCUGACUACACUUCCGUACAUUGAGUGUAUUCCUGGUGAUUCGGUUACAAUAGAUGUGAACAUUUCUGCACCGACAUUCGACAUUUUUGUAAACAAAAGGUAUUUCACGUGGCAUAUGUCUCACCUGGAAUAUAACGUUACUGAACACUUCACUAAAGAUCGUAUUUGGUUGGAUAUUGAUGUCGUCACUGAAGAACAGCUCGGCACUGUAGUUGUCGUAUGUUGGCAUUGUGAACUUCCACUUAUGACAACGAUUGAGAGUGUAAAUGUGGUGAUACCGAAGAAGGCUGGUGCGUAUUCAUCUGUAUUUGUGUUAAUUCGCAAUUUUUUAAUUGCACGUGUUGCACAAGAUACUGAUCGAAAUGCAAGAUUUCGGGUUCGUGUUCCGAUUCGUGCUCGUCUUGAGGACCGAGAGGAUUCCCAUCUUAUCAUCAUCUAUGGUUGGCCAAUCGUUCCCAUCAAUCUCACUAUUGAAAGGAAUGAUGUAGCUGAAACACAAACACUUUCUGAUGACAACGCUGUUGUAUUCUUUGAUAGCCUUGUUGUUCGACCCGAUAAUGGGAAACUUUUAUUAUGCUUGAUGAUUUUGAAUUUACAGUUAAUCCUUCAACGUAAAAAAACUAUUCGAAGUAGUAUUGGAUCACGAAGGGCAAGUCGAGUUACUGAGGAGACACUGUUAAGGCUUGAGGAGCGAUCAUUAUCUUCUUCCGAUUAUUCCGGUCAACUUAUACCUUUCAUCAACAUGGGUUCGAUUCAAAUACACGAAUGUAUCGGAAAGAUCCGAAUGCCGGCUUUGACAAUCUUCGUCGUUCGUGCGCCGACGUCAAACUAUGACAAAGAAGAAGUCGAAGCGUUCUAUAUGGACUUGGAGAAGUUCUACAGAGAAGACCAUACAUUCUUCAAGGUCAUAAUUGGUGAUUUUAAUGCCAAGGGUGAAUUUGGAGAAGUAUACUGUGGUUCUUGGGAGAAGACUGGUGAACGUUCUGUGGCCAUUAAAACGAUCAAAGCAGACGAGGACGUUGAGAAAGAGGUAGCAGAUAUUUUUAAGGCCGUUGUUUUGUCACGAUUGGAGCAUCCAAAUAUUGUACGACUAUAUGGAAUGGCUCGCGACGGACCACAUCUUUUGUUAGUGUUUGAGCGAAUGAAUUUAGGUGAUUUGCGGACAUAUCUUCGAGCUCGCGCUCCCACGUCGUCUAGUUAUUCACAGUUUCCACCUGCUCUUGUGGAAGACGAACUUAGACUCAUUGUUCGUCAGAUAGUAUCCGGUUUGUGUUACCUUACAACUCAACAAAUCGUCCACCGUGAUCUUGCUGCACGUAACUGCCUCGUAAAUGGCGAAAGUGACUUACGCUGUUGCUUGGCGUCGCAACGUCCUCCGAUUGUUGUAAAGAUUUCGGAUUUUGGGAUGUCACGGAGAUUAUAUGGUCAAAACGAUUACUACAGAAUGCAAAACCACUGCCUUUUGCCAGUACGUUGGCUUCCACCGGAAGCCAUAACCGACCACAAAUUUAGUACAAGUAGCGAUGUGUGGGCACUGGGAGUUACAAUAUGGGAAGUAUUCAGUUACGGCGAAGUGCCUUUCGCAGAGUUGAAUAACUUUGAGAUGGUGUCAUAUGCAAUGGCUGGUAUGCGACCACCUCGACCAAAAUCCUGUCCAAUAGCAAUUUACGAGUUGAUGGAACGAUGUUGGGCUUUGGUUCCGGAUGAUCGUAUUCGUCCUGAAGAAGCGCUUCUUGAUCCUUGCCUAACACCGACGCUCUCAGAAUUCAUCGGUGUCUUUCCAACAUAG
Messenger RNA from Angiostrongylus costaricensis, 2256 nucleotides. Lineage: Eukaryota; Metazoa; Nematoda; Chromadorea; Rhabditida; Metastrongylidae. The record is from the annotation of a GenBank genome assembly.